Molecule: messenger RNA, 6900 nt
Organism: Phyllopteryx taeniolatus (common seadragon)
Lineage: Eukaryota; Metazoa; Chordata; Actinopteri; Syngnathiformes; Syngnathidae
Product: protein kinase C alpha type-like
Exons: 18
Coding region: 16-2241 (741 amino acids)
Biological process (GO): protein phosphorylation
Molecular function (GO): ATP binding; zinc ion binding; diacylglycerol-dependent serine/threonine kinase activity
Source: RefSeq, a predicted model, not a curated record
UGUUUGUAUUCCGCCAUGGCUAACUUGACGGCGCUUGAACCUGACAGCGGAGCGACCACAGGCGGGGGAAAGCCUUCCCUCACUCACACUCACCGAGUGAAAGGCGUCUUGCUCUCUGCUGGCUCCCGACUGAGCCUCGCGCAAGACAAACAGACGCUCGGAACACCAGCGACACGGCGCUUGCUUGCGUUAAACAUGGCUGAUACAAGUUUGAACGAGUCGUCCACCGAGGACGUUGCUAAUAGGUUUGCUCGCAAAGGCGCCCUGAGGCAGAAAAACGUCCACGAAGUGAAGAACCACAAGUUUACAGCCAGGUUCUUCAAGCAGCCGACUUUCUGCAGCCACUGCACGGACUUCAUCUGGGGCUUUGGAAAGCAAGGAUUCCAGUGCCAAGUUUGCUGUUUUGUGGUCCAUAAGAGGUGCCAUGAGUUUGUCACAUUCUCCUGUCCAGGAGCUGAUAAGGGGCCAGACACAGAUGAUCCCCGAACGAAACAUCAAUUUAAGAUCCACACAUUUGGGAGCCCGACCUUCUGUGACCACUGUGGCUCUCUGCUGUACGGCCUCAUCCACCAGGGGAUGAAGUGUGACACGUGCGAUAUGAACGUCCACAAGCAGUGCGUCAUGAACGUGCCCAGCCUGUGUGGGACUGACUACACAGAAAGGAGGGGGCGGCUUUUCCUCAAGUGUGAGGUCACCGGAGAGAAGCUGCAGGUCACAGUUGGUGAAGGCAGGAAUCUGAUACCCAUGGACCCCAAUGGCCUGUCUGAUCCAUAUGUCAAACUCAAGCUCAUACCUGAUCCCAAAAAUGAGACCAAGCAGAAGACCAAAACCAUCCGCUCCAACCUCAACCCCAAAUGGGGCGAGACCUUUACCUUCAAACUGAAACCCACAGACAAGGACCGCAGGCUGUCUGUGGAAGUGUGGGAUUGGGAUCGGACAACCAGGAAUGAUUUCAUGGGCGCCCUUUCUUUUGGUGUGUCGGAGCUCAUGAAGGCUCCGGCGUGUGGCUGGUAUAAGUUGCUGUGCCAGGAGGAGGGGGAGUAUUACAAUGUUCCCAUCUCAGAGGAGGAUGAUGGGAAUGAAGAACUGAGAUUGAAAUUUGAGGACCAAACACUUUUGGAAGACUCUGAUCAGAAAGCCAAGCUGGGCCCUGCAAAGAAGGCUACAACCGAGACAGAUGGCAGUCCAUCCAGCCAGCUCCCAAUCAACAGCUUGGACCAGGUCAAACUCAGUGACUUCACCUUCUUGGCUGUACUUGGGAAAGGAAGCUUUGGCAAGGUCAUGCUGGCAGAGAUGAAGGCCACGGAAGAGCUGUACGCAAUAAAGAUCCUGAAAAAGGACGUAGUGAUUCAGGAUGACGAUGUUGAAUGUACCAUGGUGGAGAAGAGAGUACUGGCCCAGGAGGAGAAACCGCCCUUCCUCACGCAGCUACACUCGUGCUUCCAGACUGUGGAUCGUCUUUACUUUGUCAUGGAGUAUGUGAAUGGAGGAGACCUCAUGUAUCACAUCCAACAAGUGGGCAAGUUCAAGGAACCGCAGGCAGUGUUCUAUGCAGCAGAGAUCGCUGUUGGUCUCCUCUUCCUUCACAAUAAAGGAGUCCUCUAUAGAGACCUUAAGUUGGACAACGUGAUGCUUGACAGUGAGGGACACAUUAAGAUUGCUGACUUUGGCAUGUGUAAAGAGAACAUGUCAGAUGGAGUGACCACUCGCACCUUCUGUGGUACUCCAGACUACAUCGCCCCUGAGAUUAUUGCAUAUCAGCCAUAUGGACGCUCUGUGGACUGGUGGGCUUAUGGAGUGCUUCUAUAUGAAAUGUUAGCUGGACAGCCUCCUUUUGAUGGAGAGGAUGAAGACGAGUUGUUCCAGUCCAUUAUGGAGCACAACGUGUCCUACCCAAAGUCCUUGUCCAAAGAGGCCGUUUCUAUCUGCAAAGGGCUAAUGACCAAGCAUCCGUCCAAGCGUUUGGGCUGCGGCCUUGAAGGAGAGCGGGAUGUCAGGGAACAUGCCUUCUUCAGACGUAUUGACUGGGAACGCCUUGAGAACAAGGAGAUACAACCGCCCUUCAAGCCCAAACUGAGUGGCAAAGGAGCCGAGAACUUUGACAAGUUCUUCACACGCACGCAGCCUCAGCUCACACCUCCCGACGAGCUGGUGAUCGCCAACAUCGACCAGGCCGAGUUCGCAGGCUUCUCCUUCAUAAACCCGCAGUUUGUACACCCAUCGCUCAACAACAGCGAAUGAGCGGGAUGGCCAAACGCCUCACCCCCUCCGUGCCCGAACGUGAAAGAUCUCUACUCACUGCCAUUCACUAAAAAAAAAGCAACAGCCUAACAUAUGACCACCACUUGACAUUACAAAACUUGAUGCAGGAUUGUAGGGCAUGCUUAUUUAUUUUCUGCGGUAUAUUUUGCAGUCUAGAUUACGUUUGAUUUAGACUCUGCCGCCACAAGAAGUCAUUUCUUUUAGUUUAAUCAUGAGCAUGUAUUGUGUACAAUGAUGUCCUUUUUAUUGAAAGUUUACUCCAAAACUGGACGCACUGAGACAAAAUAGUGUUUAUCAAUGCCAGUAUAUGAUGUAAGUAAAGUAUUACAUUAAUUUGUGGCUAUAUAUUAUCGAAGCAAGACCAUUUGAAAGGAGCGUUCAAAGCAUGGGUUCAUUCUGUAGAAGAUGCAUGUACUGUAUGACUUAUUUAAGAAGUAUUCUCAUCCACACAUACGUCUAGUUGUUGGCUCAUAGUUUGUUUUUUCAUGAAGAUUUAUGAAUAGCCUGAAGGUACCUCCUGCCCGGGGGAACAAAGCUAUCAUAGCCAAAUAUGAAGGAGAGAUGGUGCAAACAUUGAAAAAGCACCUUGUGAUUCAAUGUUCCUUUAUCAUGUUUACAGCUUUCUGCCUGUUUAAUUUAUUUGUCUGUAAGAUUUUAGUAUCAUUUGAUUGUCUCAAUUGCCAGUGGUGGCAAAAAUGAGGUCAUAUUUUAAUACAAGAUGCAUCAGAGCCUGAAAAAGAGCCAUUAUUUUUUGCCACAACUAGCUCCAAAUUACAAAACCCUACUAAACUUCAAAUCACUUCAUUUCUCUGCAGAACAUACAAUCGCUUAAUAAUUCUUUGUACACAUUUAUGAACCCUUAUGACUCUUAACUCACCGGACGCAAUUACAUUUUGUUUAUGCCUUUAAAAAUAAUGACUAAAAGUUUACACUGUGACUCCAACUGUCUCUAAAAAUUACUCAGAAGUACAAAUCCUGCUAACAGUAAAAAAAAUAAAAAUAAUAAUAAUAAUAACUUGCUGUUUUUAGAAAUGAUCAUCCUUGUCAUCAAAAUAUACAGAAUUUAAUAAUAUAAUAUACAGGAUGGUUUCUUGGAUACAGUAGUUACUGGAUAAUUAGGAUGCAAUGUUUCCGAUGUUGUCCGUAAGAAAACAAAUAUUUAUUAGAUUUAUUUCAAAAGUAGAAUAGGGUAUCUUUUUUUUUGUUGUUUCUUGUUUUUGGUUUCAGAGCUAUAAAUGUUUGUAUCACCCCUAUCUUUUUUGUAAUUAGAAAUUUGAAUUUAUCUAAAUCACUGUAUAACUCAUUUUGUAAAUAAUAAUUAUGGGUUAUUUAAAAAGAGUCUAGCAAAUUUUUAUACUAGCAUCUAAAUCUGAUUUUCUUACAUUGUUAAGAGGAUCCACAGAUAAAGUGCAGUUCAACAGAGUAACAUCUUCAAACGAAAGUGGACAAAAUAUUGCAAUUUCCUCCUUUAGAAUGAUUGAACACUUUUUAUUUUCAUUUGAUGUGUUGGACGAGCAUGCACGUGUUAGCGUCGCACAUGAACGUGAAUCAUUAAAUGCAGCAUGCCACCAAAAUGUAAUACUCAAUUAAACCAUAAAGUGAAACUCUCCUCCAAGGGCACAGAUUGUACUGGGGACUAUAUAUAUAUAUAUAUAUAUAUAUAUAUAUAUAUAUAUAUAUAUAUAUAUGAAUGAUUGGUCGUCGUCGUCGUCCCCCACCACUGUUCCAAAAUCCUAUCUGCGUCCUUGCUCCCCCCAAAAUUUCAACAGUUUUAAAGACUUGCACCAGUUUCAAUCAAAUAGAAACUUCGCAUGUUACUUUAUGUUUGGUAUUUCUAAUAUGUGUAUAUGAUUUGAUAAGGUUUUUGAUAAGGGGGGGGUGGUGAGUGUGACUUUUAGCACACAGCCCCACUGGCCCGGAGUUCUUCACUUAGACCAGCACAAUGUGUUAUCAUGAGAAUUUAGUAGCAUUUCAUGAAUUAAAAGCACUGAAAUAAUAAUUAAUUUAAAAAGGUUCACUGACAAUGAACCUGAUCAUAGUCAAUUAUAGCAUUUUUGUGGAAAGUAUCAAUAAAAAAAGGCAUAUUUAUUAACAUUUUGUUGUUGAAUCGUUCCACCGAUUUGUAUUUCGUUAGGUAAAUGUAACAUGGUUUAUGUUAGCUAACAUGAAUUUAAUAUUGUUCUUUUAACCAACAGAAUACAAUUGUGUGGAAACAGAUGACCAUCAGAAUGUUUUGAGUAAAAACAUAGAUUUGUACAGUGUUUACUUUUAUUUGUAAUAUUCUGAGUGCAAGAUCUGCCUCUUUGUGGAGCUUCGCAAAUAUUCAGAGCUCGUGCGUGUUCUCAAUUUGUCCAACUUGCUACUAAAUGUUUAUGACAACACCAGCGACCCCCUUUUAGGUCACAAACUCGUGAUUUUGUGGCUUUAUUUUUUUUAAACAAAUGCGCCUACUAGAUUUGGUACUGUUAAACACUUAAACAUUGUGAUUCUUAGCGCUCCUUUAGCACUGCUUGUUAUGUCACUAUAAAAACUAGUGGGACCACUCGCUAAUGUCUCAUUAAUGGGGUUCAUAAUCUUAAAUGUUGUUUGUUAUUUUGUCAGUUUUGCUUUUGUGGCCAUUGUCAGUUAUCUCUCCUGCUUCUUCAGGCAAUGCAAGAAUGUUUGGAAAAAAUAUGUGACAUAUCUGAUAUACAGUGUAUAGAAAAUCAUCUUGCAUGUGCCAAACAAAUGUGCUAGCCUUUUGGUGCACUAGUUGUAGUUUUUGUGUCAACCUCUCCGGUCGUGAACCACACCUGGUGCUGGCCACAUAACAACACACAAGCACUGUUACCUGACUAGCUUGUCACAUUCACGCACCAGACAAACAACAUAAAGUACACGGUGCUUCCAUUUGCCUCCUGACUAGCCUCAAAGCCUCAGGCUGACUUUGGUCUGAACACAUUUCAACUCGUGAAACAUAUGAUUGAUUUGACAUCCACGUGGAAUAUAAGUGAGGCAAAGUAUACCUUGUGGAGCACAACAACUUCAUGCUUUUUCUGAGUUGGCUCUAUUCAGUAACAAAACACAAGUCCAUCCUUGUAGUCGAACCCCAUGCCUUGCUUCCCAAUAUGCUUUCGUCACAGAAAAGUCAAACUAGUUGAAAUGACAGUAAGUGUGAACAUGGAGCAAACAAUUCAAGCUCUCCCUGCAUGUGUGCCUUUCCCAACUUCUUUCCUUUCCUGUGGUUAUAUGCAACUUUCUUCAGUUUGAAUUCUAACAUCAUCACAUGGUGUUCCAUGCCACGUGCGAGAUGAGCGGCCGUGUUGGCCACUAAAUACUAAGCUUUUGAGUUGACCAAUAUAAAAUUUGGUUUGCUGCUUUAGAGCAUUUUUAAUGAAUAUUUUGAUAUCAGAUCCUGAAAAGUAAUAACCAUUUUCCCAACUUUUACUGGACAAUAAAUAACAUUGCAGAUGUUGGUCCUCAGCUUUCCCAUAACCUUUUCAAUACUAUUCUGGCUCAUUAGAACAAUAUGGACACAAAACUGAACAAAUACUCAAAACUGAAGCAGCAAACUUGAGUCAUUGUAUAAUUUGUGUGCUUCUCCUACAUUCACCUGCAUUCCAUCACUACAAUGAAAACAUAUUUCUCUGCGUUGUCGUUUUAUAACAAAGAAAACGUGAUUUUUAUCAGAUCUGAAAAUGGAACCACUAAAUGUGGAUAUAAAUGCUUUUUGUUGGACAGUGAUGAUAUGCAUGUGAAUGGCUGGCAGGGGAAUUAAUAAACUAGUGUAAAAAUAUGCAAGAACAUGUUCAAUAGCUCAUUUUAGGGACAUAGAAAAGGAAGCCGCUGAUACGUGUGAAAAGAAAACCGAAAGUGGCAAGUGUGUUAAAUUGUUUUGUUUUUUUAAUUUUUGCCUAGUUUAAUCUUCUUUGAAGGAUCCUUCUCGUUCUUCACAUUCAACUCACCUCCCAACAACUUCUUAUGCUCCAUCCUCAUUGCCUGUGUCUCGUUAAUCCAUCCCCCUAUCAACAGUUUCCACACAUAUAGCACCUGUUUAGGGGUCUUUUGAUUUCCUUAAUUUACACAUGCAUGCACCCACACACAGCAUGUAAAUUGUCAACUUUUUCCUUUGUUGUUCUAAAUCCCCGAACUAGAUUUUAACAGCCAUGGACAUCUUGGUGUUUUACAUUGUUUACAUUUGAGUCUUUUUUUUUUUCUUAAUUUAAUUAUGGCCAGAUACUAAUGAAGUCAUCUUAAUUGUAAAGUGUGAGUGAGUGAUCUAUUUUCUUUCUUACACGACUGCUCCUUUACUGUUAGUGCGUGAUAAGGCUUUAGCUAAAUCCUGUGGUCCUUUCAAAGAAAUUAGUUAAUGCGAGUUAAGAGAGGUGAAGGACGUGUCAUCUUUUUGAAUGGGGACAGGAAUGCCUUUUUGCCGAACUCAUUACACAAUCUCUAACUGUCAUUUUUCAUAAACAUCUUCCAGUAAAUGCCUAUGUAGACAGUAAAGGAAGGAUUACUCUGUAUUGUGCAAAUGUUUGGUCUUUUUCCUUGUCAGCCUGAAACCUUUAAAAUGACUGAGCAACCUACCUUGUAACUCUGAUUGUGUCAUUUGUACCUAAUGUAUGAUAAUGCAAAUAAAAGUAAGGAAACUGAAGUUCA